Messenger RNA from Purpureocillium takamizusanense, 372 nucleotides. RefSeq lists its product as uncharacterized. The coding region runs from base 1 to 372 and encodes 123 amino acids. NCBI's taxonomy places the organism in Eukaryota, Fungi, Ascomycota, Sordariomycetes, Hypocreales, Ophiocordycipitaceae. The transcript has a single exon. The record is from RefSeq and is a predicted model, not a curated record.
AUGCACGAUUCAUCGCCACAGACGCGCGGCGGCGGCAGUCCGGCCGAGUCAAAAAUUUGGCACCAGUGUAUGGAAAACCAUGAGGCAAGGCAAGGACGGGGGAAGAGAGAGAGAGGGGGUGAGUCACUCGGCGGUGACUCUUGUUCAAAGCCUCAAAUCAAACUCCCGCCCCUCCUCCAGUCCCCCGACGUCUCCAUCAAGGGCACACCAGGGGCUAAGCACAGCCACGCUCUCAGAGUUGACGACACCCGCAUCCUUUUGGUGGUGAGCGAGAAUUUCUUCAGCAUGCGUUCCGUUUUAAUGAUCAAUGUGCCGGUGCGAGAAAGGAGACUGUGGCUUUCGGCAAUCACUAUCGAGCAGCAGCCGUUGUAG